CCCCUCUCUUUCUCUCUCUCUCUCUCUCUCUCUCUCCUAGACAUCUCCUCGUGCUCCUAGCUGACGACCUAUCCGUCCCUCGUCCUCGUUUUUCCUUCGUUGGCUACGCUACGACCCUUCCUCUCCUUUUUCUCUCUUGCCCAACCUCAAGCGGUCGGUGGCCAUCAUCAUGAACAGUUUGGUGGCUACACCACCUGUGCCUCCUCACCACUUCUACGAACCUUCUCGUCUCUCUCCUUCCCGUCCAAUGUCUACCCCAACCCACACGCCCAACCGCAAACGGAAAGCUGAUGAUGAUGGCAACGAUCACGAUGGCCGAAUGUCCGCAUCUCCCACCAACUCGCCCGCUUUCACUCCUCGAACCCUUCCAUCCAACCGACACCAUAUCAAGCGUGCUCGUCCAAAUGUCAGCGGGCGGCCUCUCUCCCUGCCCCGCUUGCUAGAGACCUUGGAUACCAAUGCUCUCCGGGGCGUUCUCCGCUCCAUGUGUGAGCGUCAUCCGGCCCUGAUGGAUGAGGUCAUUCAUACCGCCCCACGACCCAGCGUAGCAUCCGCACUCCAGGUGCUUCGGAAUUACCAGUCCAACCUUCAGUCAUCAUUCCCGUUGGGCGGCAGCUCUGAAUCAGAUUACGCCUACAACCGAGUCCGCCAGCCUUUGGGGAGUUUGUUGGACGCCCUCAGUGACUUUACACCACAUUUCCUCCCGCCAAACGAAACACAAGCCUCCGUAUCCUUGAGCUAUUUAGAUGGGGCAACCGACAUAAUUCACGCUUUGCCCCGGUGGCACACACCUCAGAACAAUCUAGAGCGGGACUCUGCGUACGACGAGAUUUGCAAGGCCUGGAUCUUGGUGAUUCGGGAGGCUGCCAAACGUGGCGGUGGUAUUCAGUUACAGUACGGUGGUUGGGACCAGAAACUGGCAAAACACAACCAAAACUCCGGCGGUAAACUGCAGGCAGCCGUCAACGAGCUCGGUUCCAGCUUAGGGUGGAUGCACAGACCGGAUGCCCAAGGCUAUGGAAGCCCUGGAGGUAAUGACCUUGGAUCCAUUCGCGAGCAACUCUUGUCGGGCACAUACGGGCUCGGCACCCCAGUCAAGGUUGGGCCAUGGUAAUGCCGCCAACAAUCGACUGCCAGCUUCAUCUUCUCCCAUCUUCUUCCUCCCACCGACCUACUCCAAAAACGACAUCCUUCACGACACUUGUUUUACCGCCCUCCCCAUUCAGAGCUAGUGUCCGAAACCUCGACCGUGCAAUGUCCACGUAUGAUACGAUCACGAUACUUUAUCGCAUG
Molecule: messenger RNA, 1293 nt
Organism: Aspergillus aculeatinus CBS 121060
Lineage: Eukaryota; Fungi; Ascomycota; Eurotiomycetes; Eurotiales; Aspergillaceae
Product: nuclear envelope protein Cut8
Exons: 2
Coding region: 170-1114 (314 amino acids)
Biological process (GO): nuclear protein quality control by the ubiquitin-proteasome system; proteasome localization
Cellular component (GO): nucleus
Source: RefSeq, a predicted model, not a curated record